Megalobrama amblycephala (Wuchang bream) is the source of this 1419-nucleotide messenger RNA. It is a transcript of the gene prelid1a, whose product is annotated as PRELI domain containing 1a. Gene Ontology annotation, molecular function: phosphatidic acid transfer activity. Gene Ontology annotation, biological process: phospholipid transport. Lineage: Eukaryota; Metazoa; Chordata; Actinopteri; Cypriniformes; Xenocyprididae. The transcript is spliced from 6 exons. The coding region runs from base 185 to 817 and encodes 210 amino acids. Gene Ontology annotation, cellular component: mitochondrial intermembrane space. The record is from RefSeq and is a predicted model, not a curated record.
UCGGCUGGUCUUCCGGAAGUGUCGUCACUGACCAUGACCUUCCUCUCUUCUGUCACGUACAGUCACGUCAGUCAUGUAGACGAGAGACACACGAGUGUUCGCGAAAUGUAGAGUAGAGGAACACCUGAUACAGAGACACAGUCUGUUUACUUUGAUUUUAGCACAAGCAGGUUGAGAGGGAACAAUGGUGAAGUAUUUCAGCUGUGCGGGCUUUCUGAAGAGCUCGUGGGACCAAGUGUUUUUGGCAUUCUGGCAGAGAUACCCCAAUCCUUACAGUAAUCAUGUUUUAACGGAAGACAUCAUAUUUCGGGAAGUCACUCCGGACAACUGUCUGAUUUCCAGACGUCUCUUGACCAAAACCAGCAGAGCUCCUCGCUGGGCGGAGAAGUUUCUGCCUGCUCACAUGGCCCAGAAGGCCUACAUCAUUGAGGACUCAGUAGUGGAUCCUCAGGGCCGGACCAUGACCACCCUCACCUGGAACAUCAGCCACGCACGUGUGAUGAGUAUUGAAGAGCGUUGUGUGUACAAAGUGAACCCGGACAACAACAGCUGGACCGAGAUCAAGAGAGAGGCCUGGAUUUCCUCCAACCUGUACGGCCUCUCUAGAGCUAUUCAGGAAUUCGGUCUCGCCCGGUUUAAGAGCAGCGUUACGAAGACCAUGAAAGGCUUUGAGUAUGUCCUGGCCAAGAUGCAAGGUGAAACUCCCACACGAACGCUGGCAGAGACCGCGACCGUGAAGGCUCGCGAAACUGCGCUCGCUGCUAAAGUGAAGGCGAAGGAUUUGGCGUCUCAAGCUCAGAAGAAGCAGUAUGUAUGAUGAACACAGCAGGACUCUCCCAGCGCUUCCGUGUCGCUCCAUUCCAUCACAUGACACAUCUGGAUACGAGACAUUCUCAGUAUGCAUUUAGUGAAACCAAUGUGCUCUUUGACUGAAGUUCUCCUGUAAACUCGAUUUAAUGCAGCAACAUCCUCCUCCUGCUUCAUCAAGUCUGAUUUUACAUGAGAUGUUUGCGUUUUUUUUUUUUUUUGAUUGCUAAAUUAAUUUCUUGUUGUUCUUCCAUCAUUGUCUCUCUGAAUCUUCAUAUUCACUCUUGCUGAGGUCUGUAAUCUGCCUUGUUUAGCAAUGUGAUUCGCUGCUUCAAAUUGAAGUUCUAUCAUUCAUGGUCCACGAUUCCAGCAGUCGUAGAGUUCCUCAGAAGGGCCUGAUCUUCGGCACGCGAGAGCAAAUGCCAGAAAGGAUUGCAGUGGAUAGACGGCAAUGUCCGAUUACAAGUGUUAAAGAUAUCUCAGAAUGUCAGAUGUCGAGUGUUUGAAACAAGAAAUGCAUUAAGUGAAAUGGUGAGAUAGCUUGUAUGUUUUAUAGCUCUUAACAAUUGUUUAUCAGCAGUUACCACCAAUAAAUAUUUUCUAUCUAUCUGA